Molecule: messenger RNA, 904 nt
Organism: Glycine soja
Lineage: Eukaryota; Viridiplantae; Streptophyta; Magnoliopsida; Fabales; Fabaceae
Exons: 1
Coding region: 103-675 (190 amino acids)
Biological process (GO): defense response
Source: RefSeq, a predicted model, not a curated record
UACCCUAUUGUCUCAAACAAUCUUUCCUUCACGUACAAACACAAAAUUGUUACAUAGUUGUGUGCAUAUCUACAAUUACGUAUACAAAAAAUUCUCAUAGAUAUGGAGGCAAAAUCACAUUCACGAAUCCUAGAAAUCACGGUUAUGUCGGGAGAAAACAUUAGCGUGGAUCGAAGUUCAGUGGCGGCGAACGUGUACGUUGUUGUUCGUGCUGAAUCUCUUAAUUCUUGCACAACCAAAAUGGUGAAUGGAGAUGGGGGAGUGCAUGCAUGGAACGAGAAAUUCUUGUUAGGCAUUCCUUCGUAUGCAAGGUCAGUUACAUUUGAGGUGCAAUGCAUGAAUUAUAAAGGGGUUCGCCCUAUUGGGGUAGCAAGGAUAGCACUUUCGGAUUUACUUAGUAACAAUACUAAGAUUGUGUCCGAAAGUGUGCCUCAAAUGUUGUGUUACGGGUUGAGGAAUUGGGAAGGUCGACGAAAUGGGGUUAUUCAUUUCUCCGUGAGAAUGGUGGCACCAGGUGAUAAUUUGUGUUCAGAAACAAAACAAGAAAAGGAAAUAACGACGGUGAAUUAUAGAGGAAUUGAGCAUGAGGUCAUGGGGAUUCAAGUGGAAGCAAAAAAUUCAACUCAUGUUGCCAUUGGCAUUCCAGUUUGGUGGAGUUACCAAAACGUUAUUUAAAGGGGUUUUUUUUAUAUGGAGGUUGAAUUCUCAUUGAAUUCCCCUCCCCUUUGUAUCCAAAAGAAUAAUGGUUGCUUAAUUGAUACAGCUAUAAAAGUUGGGAACAAUAUGUAUGGCCUUUUAAAUUAAAUAUCUUUUGUGAUUGUAUCUUAUGAUAGAAUAGUAUUGACUAUAUAGCAUUUUAUUCCAUUUUUAAAUUUUCCAAUAAAAUGCUACUAGUUUCUGAUAA